UGAACGACGCAUAAACAUGACGAUGCGGCUGUCAGAAAUCUGAAUAAGCGCAUGCCUGUGCAAGCUAUGCUUUUAUCGUGAAUCGUGAGAUCGAGAGCGAGGUGUGGUUUUUGCGGUUACAUUUGUAGCCCACUGAGGAGUAUUUUGUCAGUGCGAGCAGUUUAAAAUACUUCAAUCAAGAUGAACGGACGUCUUCCUGCAUGUGUUAUCGAUGUGGGCACAGGAUACACUAAACUAGGCUUCGCUGGAAAUAAAGAACCCCAAUUAACUAUACCAUCUGCAAUAGCCAUUAAAGAAACAGCCAAAGUCGGUGAUAAUAAUGCUAGAAGAAUUACAAAAGGCGUUGAAGACUUAGAUACAUACAUUGGAGAUGAAGCAUUUGAAGCAACUGGUUAUUCCAUUAAGUAUCCGGUAAGACAUGGACUGGUUGAAGAUUGGGAUUUAAUGGAAAAAUUUCUUCAACAAUGCAUAUUCAAAUAUUUGAGGGCAGAGCCUGAAGAUCAUUAUUUUUUACUUACCGAACCACCUCUUAAUACACCUGAAAAUAGAGAAUAUACAGCAGAAAUUAUGUUUGAAUCAUUUAAUGUACCAGGUUUAUAUAUCGCUGUGCAAGCAGUAUUGGCUUUGGCAGCUUCUUGGACAUCUAAAAAUGUUGAAGAUAGAACAUUGACAGGCGUCGUCGUUGACAGUGGAGAUGGAGUUACCCAUGUGAUACCAGUGGCAGAAGGUUUUGUUAUAGGUAGUUGUAUAAAGCAUAUACCUAUUGCUGGUCGCGAUAUAACAUAUUUUAUACAAAGUCUUUUACGAGAACGUGAAAUUGGAAUACCUCCUGAACAAUCAUUAGAAACAGCUAAAGCUAUUAAAGAAAAAUAUUGUUACAUUUGUCCUGAUAUUUCUAAAGAAUUUGCUAAAUACGAUAGCGAUCCUACUAAAAUCAAAAAAUACGAAGGUAUGAAUAGUAUCACAAAACAGCCUUUCAUCGUAGAUGUCGGAUAUGAAAGAUUUUUAGGUCCAGAAAUAUUUUUCCAUCCUGAGUUUUCCAAUCCUGACUUUACAACACCACUUAGCGAAAUUGUCGAUGAUGUUAUACAAAAUUGUCCAAUAGAUGUCAGAAGGCCAUUAUACAGUAACAUUGUUUUGUCAGGAGGUUCUACCAUGUUUAAAGAUUUUGGAAGAAGAUUGCAACGUGAUAUUAAAAGAAUUGUUGACGCUCGUUUAAAACUUAGCGAAACAUUAAGUGGGAGCCAUAUCACACCAAAACCUAUAGACGUGCAUGUAAUAUCACAUCAUAAACAACGUUGUGCAGUAUGGUACGGAGGUGCACUUUUAGCUAGUGACCCAGAAUUUUAUACAGUAUGUCAUACCAAAAAAGAUUACCAGGAGAAUGGGCCUGGUAUUUGUCGUUAUAAUCCAGUAUUCCAUAGUAUGGUAUAAAAAAAUAAGAAGUUCACAAAAUUAGGUCUUGUGGAACAAUGAUGAACAUCAGUUGUCAUAUUUACAUUUGACGAUGUUAUUUGAGCCAUCUUAUUCCUUUUCUCUCCCCACUAUCUGCUUUCAAAGUUCUUGAUUGAAGAAAAGAAGUGGGUUCUUUAAUGGUGCAAUUAAUAACUAUAAAUGCCCAGUGCAUUUAGGGAACGCACAUAAAUGCAUACACCCUCGUGCCCGAUAUUGAAGCACAUUAAAAUAAGCAAAUAAAACCUGCAUUUAAUAAUAAAAUUCUAGGAAAUGAUUAAAUUUAUGAUACGACUAGAAAUUAACAAUAAGAUUAUAUUACUGAACAAUUGUAUACAACUGUAAAUAAGUGCGUUGGAAAAUAAUAAUUUUUUUCUAAUGAACACAGGCGUACGGAUGAAUUAAAAGUUUUGAUUAACAGAAUGAUAUAUCUUCCAUUAAAUGUUUAUAUUACAUCACUACCUAUUUAUCACUUUAGACAAUUUAUAACAUAUUCAAUAUCUUUCGCAUAAUGGUUCUAUUAUGCAGAAAUUUAAAAAAAAAUUUCGUUAAAUUUUUGAAAGUGCAUAGAUAAGAAUAUACAUUUGACUUAAAUUAUAUUUGAAAUAAAGAAUUGAUCUCUACAGAGUAAAUAAACAAUGUGAAAGAAUUGGAAUAGAUAUCUACUUUCUACAAGUUCAAUCGUAAUAUUUGUUGCCAUUGAAUCGGACAAGAUAUGAAAUUAAAUUGAUACAGAUUUAAAUCAAUUGCACUCUGUUAUAGCUUACAAUCAUAACUGUUACUGACGUAACAAUCAGUCGGUUAAAAAUACUAUAAUAUAUAUUUAUAUGUAUAUAUAAAUAAAAUUAUUUAGUUAUUAUGCUUUAUAAUUUUUUUUUCAAAUUUCAUUAUGCUUUUAUCAAUUGACUGUAAAAUAAGUGUUCAAUACCUUUUCAAUUGCUAACUAAAAUAUUUUAAAUAUUGUAAAUUUUAAAAAAGAGAUAUUUUUUACAACGGCAUGAUGAGUUAUCAUAAUAACAAGAGUAAUGGAAAACUCUGCCGGCAUUUGUACAAAUGUCUCUUGAGCUAUCUUAUGCUCGAUCGUCAUUUUGAUCG
Molecule: messenger RNA, 2547 nt
Organism: Polistes dominula (European paper wasp)
Lineage: Eukaryota; Metazoa; Arthropoda; Insecta; Hymenoptera; Vespidae
Gene: Arp3
Product: Actin-related protein 3
Source: RefSeq, a predicted model, not a curated record